Stylonychia lemnae is the source of this 840-nucleotide messenger RNA. The record is from the annotation of a GenBank genome assembly. Lineage: Eukaryota; Ciliophora; Spirotrichea; Sporadotrichida; Oxytrichidae.
AUGGAAGAAUAAUUUACCCCAUUUACUAAUACAUAAUUCGAAAAAUCUGAUAAGUUAAACUAGCUUUAUUUUGCCACACCAUCACAAAGUAAUAAUCAGCUAUUAAAGCUGAGUAAAUUCGAUUCAGAAUAUGGAAGUAGUAGUGAAGUCUCAACUCAAAAAUCUACUCCAACAAUUGGGCUUUCACCACUAACAAGAUCAAGCUCCGAGGACGAGGAUAAAACAAGUCUAUUCUCUUCUUCAGAUCUAGCUGAUAAGUAGGAUUUCCAUUAUGAAAGCUCAACUAUGAAGUGCUCAAGAAACCUAAAGUUUUUGCUUGAGGCUGAAGAAGAGAUGGCUAGCAUUUGGUAAAAUGCAAAUAAAAAAUCAAUCACUAAACCUGUUGUCCUUAUAAAAUAAAAGAAUACAACCGAGAGCAAUGAUGACCACUCAGGAAUUAAGAGAUCCUCCUCUUAACCCCAUAAUCUCUUGGAUUUAGUCCCUGAAAGAGUUUCUCUCAACUUCGAGAGACAAAUGUCGGAGCAAUAACUGAUACCUUAAAGACCACGAAAUCCAAUGGCUCUCGAUUAGGACUACAAUGGGAAUUAUUAGUUUAUUCAAGACAAAUAAAGAGGCUUCUCAGAGCCCUCUCAGAAUCUUUAUAAUUCUCAGCCAUAUUUCCAAGAGUAAUAUUUUAACAAUACAUAUGAAACUCAGUAAUAAUACUAUAACAGCUAUCAUCAAGAAUAUAGUAUGUUUAGCUAUCAAAACUAAAUGUAAGGCCAAUAUUUGGGGGCCAAUGACUGUUACCACUACCAGCCAGUAUCGCACUUCUAAUAUGGAUAUCCAUUAUAUUAAUGA